GCAAAUCAGUAAAGGAGCCCAUGUUCCUUCACCUUUGUCCUCUCUCUCUCCUUUCAAAAUGCACAGUCAAGAGACUCAAGACCCUCGCUGAAACGCACACAGACACGCACUUCCUUGAAAAACCAGUCUACUUCCCCACUCUCUCUGCAAGUAGUUACUUUGUCUCAUUCCCGCAUCUAAUUUCGAUCAACAUUUUCAUUUUCAAUUGCCCUUUACUAACAAAUAUUAGUAUAAUCACUCAAAAAACAGAACCAUAUGUGAUUUUCACUAUUUCUCUCUCUUUAGAUCUACAAAUUUUUAAAAGAUCGAAACUUACAAUAACCCAUUUCAUUUUUUUAUACAAAUUUAAAAUCCCACUUCACCAAACUCUCAUUAGUUUCCUGUAAAUGUAAUGCCUCUCGGUUUGAGAUCUGAAAGGUUGAAGCUUCGAGGGGCCAGUGAUGUAAUUCGGGUGGCAUUUUGUUGUGAGUGAUAUUUAAGAGGAGAGAUGGGAUCCAGUGGAAGCAAGGCAUAUCGUGGUGGUGCAUCGUCGUCGUCAUCAUCAAGUGGAAGUGGACGGAAGGGAAAAUCUAAAGGGAGGAGUAAGGUUUUCCAGUCUUCUUGUUUGGGUACUCCUUGUGGAUCUCGCGAUAGUACCAGUGGUGACCGUGUUUGUGAUGGUGGGAAUAAAGAAAAUUGUGAAGGAAAUGCUUCAUCUACUAACCGGAAUGAAAUAGACUCCGAUGAGGUUAAAAUUGAGUGUUAUGGAAACGUUAAAGUGGAGCAAUCUGAUAAAACGCCCUGCAUAUCGUCGGAUGUUGAGCUCGAUGAAUGGAAUCAAGCAAGUAUCACAAACACUUCCUCUAGAACAGGUAGCAGCUCUGCUCGAGCUGCUGCUCCUACACAGUCAUCGACCUUUCCAAGUCGGCUUCUUUCUCGCUUGAGUUUUAUUCCCGGUAAUGUGAGUUUUAGGUUGAGCAGAGCAGUGAGUUUAGGGUCGUCAAGGGCAUAUCACACUCAUUCAACUGGUCCCAGAAUGUUUGAUGGUGAAGAUGAGAUUCGCCAUCAUCCACAGUCUGCCAAUUCUGUUGUUGAUGGAAAUGGAAAUGAAAUACAACAAAUUAGUGAUUUAUUGGCUACAUCCCUGGUGAGUAGAACUGCACAUCAUCAUGAAGAUACGGCUGCUGGUUUGCAGUUGCAUAGUCAAGCACCUGAUCUCUUGGACAACAUGCAAGAAAACCAGAAUAUUUUUUCAAUUCGCAAUUCAGGAAGAGAUGGAGGUGGAAAUAGAGUGGAGGUUGAUGCAAACUUACGUUCUCCUAGAAUGUUCAAUGACAUGGAUGGGAUUGAGACUAGACUUUCCGAUAGGCGAAUUGGAGCACGAGAACCUGCUGAGCGUAAUGUUCGUUUUAGCCGAACCUUAAGUGUUGGAAGACUUCGUGAUAGAGUUCUUCGUCGGUCAUCACUACCGGAACUUACAUUUUGUCCCUUGCAACAAGAGAGAGAAAUGAGAGGUUCUAGCCAGGGUAGUGGGAGACAGGCAGUGGGUGGGGAGAUGAGGGUGUCAGAAUCUGAAGGGAAUACUCUAACCUCCACAACUGCACUGGGUUAUCCUCCAUCUGGCAUGUCUAGCUCACUGUUCAGCAUUCAAGAUCAUGAGGUGGAAACCUCUAGAACAAGAGAAGCCAGGUAUCGUGACUUGCUAGAGCAUAGAUCAAAUUUCCUUGAACGGAGGAGAAGAAUACGAUCUCAGGUUCGCGCUCUUCAGAGGUUGGGAAGCCGUUUCGAAAACCUCUCUGGACAUGAGAGGUCUUGUAUUUUAUCCGGUCAACACAGAACAGGUCGCUGUACAUGUCGUGUAAAUAAUCGAGAUGCAAACUUAAAUGAUGACACAAGUGCUAGGGCUAGCAUAUCAAGAAUUGUCAUGUUAGCUGAAGCUCUAUUUGAGGUUCUGGAUGAAAUUCACCAGCAAUCAGUUGUAUUAUCCUCUCUUCCUUCCAUGUCUUCACUUGGAUCUGUACCCGCUCCUAAUGAAAUAGUGGAAUCUUUGCCAGUUAAAUUAUAUGCCAAGUCCCAGAAACAUCAGAAUGAGGAUACAGCUCAAUGUUACAUAUGCCUUGUGGAAUAUGAGGAAGGAGACAGCAUGCGAGUGUUGCCUUGCCAUCAUGAAUUCCACAGAACAUGUGUAGACAAGUGGCUUAAGGAGAUUCACAGGGUAUGUCCACUUUGUCGUGGUGAUAUUUGUAGAUCUGAAUCAUCGCCUGCUGAAAACUAAGGCGACCAGUUUACAAGCAGCUACCUGAUGACCUCAGGAACUCCUGCCAUCACCAAGUUCUCCAGCAUGACAAAUGUCUCAAAAGUUCAGUCCUUUUCUUACAGCACAGGUGAUUUUUCUGUGGUUUCAGUGCAAGCUGAUUAACGUUAAAUUCUGGCUGAAAUGGACUGAACCAUGGUUUGAGGUGGUCGGCUGUAUGUGGGGUAGAAUUUUUGCUCAUUCCAUUUUUUUUCAUUUGGCCUAGAAACCCAAAUGAUAUAUUCAGCAAAGAGGCUCUUUUAUCAGAUUGAAAACAUCAAGCAUCUAAUAUCAGUCCUUCCAUUAUUUUGGUGCUUAUUCUCACAGGGAUCCAACUUGUAACGAUUUCUCUUCACCACCGUGUAUUUUAUUUUCGAAAGUAAUACAAAAUUUGAUGAUCCCAGUAUUUGAUUCAA
This is a messenger RNA of Populus trichocarpa (black cottonwood), 2688 nucleotides long. RefSeq lists its product as uncharacterized. Lineage: Eukaryota; Viridiplantae; Streptophyta; Magnoliopsida; Malpighiales; Salicaceae. The coding region runs from base 488 to 2254 and encodes 588 amino acids. The transcript is spliced from 6 exons. The record is from RefSeq and is a predicted model, not a curated record.